Molecule: messenger RNA, 237 nt
Organism: Iphiclides podalirius (scarce swallowtail)
Lineage: Eukaryota; Metazoa; Arthropoda; Insecta; Lepidoptera; Papilionidae
Source: the annotation of a GenBank genome assembly
AUGUCGCGCAUUAAGGUCGCUGCGGGGCGAAAACGUUAUUUUGUAUGCUCAUUUCGAGCGUUCCUGUACCCAAAGCCCGCUGGUUUUCAGUCAGUGCCGCGUGUGGCGCCACUGUCGACGGUGGGCGUCGCGACGCACCGAAAACGACCCCGCGCCGCUCCCUCGCGCGCCGCCCGAAAAGAAAAACGUACACCGUACCACAAAAGUGAUAGCAGCACACGCGAAAUCCCAAGGCCC